CCUUCUUCGUCCAAAAGAUUUUGGAGACCAAAACGCCAUGACCUCCUGCUGACCCUUAUCCAUGCAAACCUCGUUUUCCUGUCUGUCCAUCCAUCCAUCCUAUCCAUCCAAUCCGGCAUACUAUCUCGGUGUACACACACAGCUACCUACCUACCUAGCCACCUACCUACGAUCAUCGUCAGACACCUUGCCGCCAGCCCACCAACCAACUUCGACCUCUAUUGUUGUCAUGCUUGUCACCUCGUCUGAGGUUGCUUGUCUAACGGCAUAGAUCUAGAUCGAUAAUCCUCUUGCUUUGCAUUAUAUACUAUUGCACUGCAUCAGAACACAUUACGCAACACGCGCCGCGUGAGCUGGUCGACCAAGGUUGUCGAGUCUGACUACCACACCACCUGUCAACCCAUCAUCAUCCACCAUGCCUCCACCAAUGGAUACCAGCUACCUGACUACGCAAGUGACGACCAUCAUCGGCCAACUUCAUUCCAUCUUUGACGAGAUCGGGGUCCCCAGAAAUGAGCGCGAUUCUCGAGAGACGGAGCUAUUCGCAGCUCUGUCAGAAACCCUACAUAACCAGCUGCGCCUGGUCAACUCUGAGAAAAAUGAAAUGACCGAAGAAGCGCAAAACAUCAUCAAAACCAUCAAACAGAUGGAAUCGUCGCUGGACGACGAAAAAGAUGCUGGCUAUGAUCUCGACACCAACGGUCUUCGCGUCACAUACCCUCUCAUCGAUUGCCUACGCGACCUCAAAGAGAAAUACAACGUCGUCAGCCGACUCCACCGCGAACGAUUCGAACAAGUCAAGAAACUCGUUCAAGCACUCCAGUCAUACUCGUCACAUCUCGAAUCCUCCUUCGUCAAGAUCCGUCUCCCACCGACCUCAUCCAACACCUGUCCUCCAAACUUUGAUCUCUCGCCUUCAUACGUCACUACACUAGACGAAGAAUUCACGCGUGUGUACGAUGAAUACAACAGAAGAGUUGUCGUCGUUCAACAGACAUCAGAGGAGAUCGUCAGGUUAUGGUCCGAAUUGGGAAUUCCACAGGCGCAAACCGAUUCGCUUAUUGUGCAACAUUAUCGUGAUUCGCCGGAACAGUUGGGUCUGCAUCAAGCGGAUGUGGAUCGUUUGAGGAGUCGACGCGAUAAAUUGUUGGACGAGAAAAAAUGUCGUGAAAAGCGGUUGGCAGAUAUCAAGAAAUCGAUUGAAAAUCUCUGGGACCGGCUCGGUAUUGAAGAAGGUGAUCGAAAGGCCUUUCUCGCCGCGAAUCGUGGUUGUGGGUUGAGAACAAUCAAUGAAUUCGAGGAUGAAUUGGCGAGAUUGAAUGAACUCAAGCGACAGAAUCUACAUUUGUUUGUGGAGGAUGCUCGAGUCAGAUUACAAGAAUUGUGGGAUUCGCUUUUCUUUUCGGAAGAGGAGAUGCUCGACUUUACACCUGCUUUCUCCGACGUAUACAGCGAUGCUCUUCUUUCGGCACAUGAAGCAGAAAUCGAAAGAUUGGCUACACUCAAAGAGCAACGCGCCCCAAUUUUGGAGAAAGUGGAAAAAUACCGGUCGCUGGUCGCGGAUCGUGAAUCGCUGGCCGCAUCUGCCAAUGAUGCCUCGAGACUGCUGCUGAAACCUCAGAAGGGCGAGAAGCGUGAUCCUGGCAAGUUGUUACGAGAGGAGAAGAUGAGAAAGAGAAUCGCAAAAGAACUUCCCAAAGUGUCGGCGGAUCUGGCAAAGACCUUGCAAAAGUACGAAGAUGAAUAUGGCCGACCUUUCUUGAUCCAUGGAGAGCGAUUUCUUGAUGAGCUCGAAGAAGUCGAGGUCAAAGCUCCUCCAGCCCGGUCAAAGACUCCAAACGGACUUCCACCCAGGACCAAAACUCCCGCCCCAGCACCGACGACGACGAAGACACAGGCCAGUGCAGCCAAAGCUCCCCAAGCAACACGGCCUGCAAGUGUGAUGAAAGCGCCAGCCCCGAGAUCCAAUGCAAAGACGCCCACAGGAAGCCGACCAGGUACGCUGAGACAACAGGCAGCGCCUUCUACGACAAGAACAGCGCCAGCUUCUCAGAAAUCCCCCUCUAAGAUCCCCGCUCGAGUUCCUUUGAGUAAUCUCAAGAACGGAAACCAUUCUCCAGAAAGACGAAACGCAACCCAGCCUGCCAUGCAAUGCCCUCCCUCAGAACCGGUCCAAAACUAUGCUUCGACGGCGAGAAGCAUGGGACCCCCUCGUGCGCCACCUCCCAAAAUGCGAGAUUUGUUCGUUCCACCAGAGCAGCCCAUGACCACAGAACAACACAAUCUCAACCCCUCAACCCGACCAGCGUCAACGUUGUCUUCCGAGUCAAAUGAAAGCAGUCGAUAUGUGAGACAUACGAGCCCAGAAGAUGUGUAUAACGACAGCGAAAGAAUGUCAUACAUGUCUGCGUCCCUCGUCCAACGCGACCAACAACAGAGGCAAGUACUUGGAUAUCAGCAACCCCCUCCCCAGCUCCAUGACCAGUACUAUCAGAGCCAUAAUCAGCGGAGCUAUCCAUCAUCUCAGACUUCGUCACAUAGUCAAAGUGUGUCACAUCGUCACAAUCCCUCGGCUCCAGCGUCUCUCGCAACAGCAUCUCGUCAAGCAUCAAACUCAUCCUCCAACAUGACAACGGGAACGACGGCAUCCGGUUCCGAGAAUUGGGAGACUUUCUCGGAUGGAUCCGAGGUGGAACCUGAGAGGGAUAUUCGCGACGUCUACCAAUCUAAAUCGCAGAAUCAUCCACACACGGCUCAUGUGUCAACCACAAAUGCGUUGGGGAUGAACCACAAUUUUAACGGUAUCCGGCCGGUGACGGCGCACGGCCAUGGCAACUUUGCAGGAACCAUGGGGCCACCGCCAGCCAAGAUGCGGAUGCAUGUUAACAACCCGCAUUCGCAGCAGCACCAUGGCCAUCAUCAAUUCCGUGAAGUAUCGGAUGAAAAAGCACGGAGGAUAGAUGACAGUGAUGCGGCUUGGAGCACGGAGCUCGAGGAGACAUAUUGAAGGGUGUAAGACAAUUGCUCAAAGGCGUGUAAUGACCUGUUGGAUGGCGCUGCUGGGGGUGUGGAUUUCGGACGGUGAGGACAUUUGGUUGCUCGGCCGGUACAGAGCGAGCUGGAACAGAGAUAUCACAAUCUCACUGAUGACGCAUUAAUGACUUGUUAGAUCUUGCCAACAUCUCUCGGGGAGUGUGCAAGUUGUUAUGUAUGGGGCCUAGGCGUUGGAAAGUUUUCUUGUGUGAUUCGUCUAGCUCGUUAGUAGAGCCUUUCCAGGGUGUAUGAUUAACCUUG
Molecule: messenger RNA, 3294 nt
Organism: Exophiala mesophila
Lineage: Eukaryota; Fungi; Ascomycota; Eurotiomycetes; Chaetothyriales; Herpotrichiellaceae
Exons: 2
Coding region: 416-3007 (863 amino acids)
Biological process (GO): microtubule cytoskeleton organization; mitotic spindle midzone assembly
Cellular component (GO): cytoplasm; mitotic spindle midzone; spindle
Molecular function (GO): microtubule binding
Source: RefSeq, a predicted model, not a curated record